GGAAGGCCUUCUUCUUCUUCUUCUUCUUCUCCUUCUUGUAAUCAUAGUGCAACUCAAGAAAGGAGGAUGAUAUUGUUGCUUUGCUGCUUCUUUUAAUGGCUCGCUCGUCGGAAAAAGGCGGUGCCGGAGACGGGCAACCCACAGAAAUGGAGAUGAUGAAGGAGAGGUUUGCAAAGCUGCUUCUUGGGGAGGAUAUGUCUGGUGGUGGAAAAGGAGUUUCUUCAGCACUAGCUCUCUCCAAUGCUAUUACUAAUCUUGCAGCUUCUGUUUUUGGGGAGCAAUGGAAAUUGGAGCCAAUGGCUGCUGAGAGGAAAGCAAGAUGGAGAAGAGAAGUGGAUUGGCUUUUAUCAGUCACUGAACACAUUGUAGAGUUUGUGGCUUCAAAUCAAGUAGGAAAAGAUGGAACAAACAUGGAGAUUAUGACUACUCAGCAAAGGAAAGAUCUGCACAUGAACAUUCCGGCUUUGCGAAAACUCGAUGCAAUGCUUAUUGUAAUUAAGCAACACUCUAUUAUUGAUUGA
Dioscorea cayenensis subsp. rotundata (Guinea yam) is the source of this 521-nucleotide messenger RNA. RefSeq names its product rop guanine nucleotide exchange factor 12-like. The transcript has 4 exons. The record is from RefSeq and is a predicted model, not a curated record. Gene Ontology annotation, molecular function: guanyl-nucleotide exchange factor activity. Bases 96 to 521 code for a protein of 141 amino acids. Lineage: Eukaryota; Viridiplantae; Streptophyta; Magnoliopsida; Dioscoreales; Dioscoreaceae.